Molecule: messenger RNA, 292 nt
Organism: Capsella rubella
Lineage: Eukaryota; Viridiplantae; Streptophyta; Magnoliopsida; Brassicales; Brassicaceae
Product: defensin-like protein 226
Exons: 2
Coding region: 17-292 (91 amino acids)
Biological process (GO): signal transduction
Source: RefSeq, a predicted model, not a curated record
UCUUAUUUUCGGAGUCAUGAAAUAUGGUGUUUUGUUUACGGUUUCUUGUAUUCUCACAUUCCUCGUUCUCAGCCAUGUUAGAGAGGUGGAAUCCAAAAAAAAGUGGGGAUGCGACAUGAAUAGGAAAUUUCCUGGACAGUGUGGAACUAAUGGGAAGAGUACAUGCGAAAGCGACCUAAAGAAAAUGCCUGGUGCACCAAAAGAUCUAGUCGUACGUUGCGAAUGCUCGGCCGCUUUUGUUUGGAAGGGUAACCCUCCCGAGCGUUUAUGUAAAUGUCAAUAUGAUUGUUAA